Molecule: messenger RNA, 1981 nt
Organism: Brassica rapa (field mustard)
Lineage: Eukaryota; Viridiplantae; Streptophyta; Magnoliopsida; Brassicales; Brassicaceae
Source: RefSeq, a predicted model, not a curated record
UGUAUCUUCACUUGUAUUCAUGAUUUAUCAAGGUUUUGAAUUAAUUAAACUAGAGUUGACUUUUGGGAAAUUGAUAGUAUGAACUGGUCUCUGUUGUUCACGAUAUCGAAACUUGACUAAAACCUUGGAACUUGGUUUUGGCCUUACUGUUCAUUUAAUGAUAGAGAUGAAAGCAUGAGCGAUGGGUUCACAGUAUUUGUUAUGACGCUUGGUUUUUCGGUAAAGUUUUUGGAAACUGAAAGGGUUUGUUUAGGGUUUAUUGGUUUGUGUCUUUAUAAGUGUUGAGGAUGGCUGUGAUUUUUUUAUUAUCCUUGAAAAGUUAUCUUCUGUCUUCCAUCUAAAACUUUUGUUAGGAAUAUGGCUAAGAGUUCUGGCGAGACUAAGUUCACUUUGAAACUUGUCGUUGAUGAGGAGAACAACAAGGUUGUUUUUGCUGAGGCUUGUAGGGACUUUGUUGAUGUGCUCUUCAGUCUUCUGACACUGCCUAUGGGCACCAUUGUCAGAUUGCUUGAGAAUCAUCGAAAAUCUGAGACUGUCCCUAUUGGUUGUUUUAGCAAUCUCUAUAAAAGUGUCGUGGAUAUGGGCACAGAUGAUUUUGAGACUGAAGCUUGUAAGCAGAUGCUGCUUUAUCCGAGGAGCUUGUGGGAUGUACACUGCAGAAGGCUUAAACUCAACUUACAUCCUACUGAUGGUAUCAAGUUGUUUGUCUGCAGUACUUUCACUAUCUGUAAAAUGUGCAGUUAUUUUAGCACUUCUCGAUGUGGAUGUGGAAUGUUGAUGAACGUAGAGAUCCCGUGUAAUGGAAUAACUGUCGACAAGAACAUACAAGACGGAGUAUUUGUUAGAGGCAGGUCUUCAUUCAUCAUAACUGACGACUUGAAAGUGGCAGUUCGGUCCACUGACCUUGUCUUGAGGAACCUCAAUUCUGUAGGCUGUGGUGAUUUUUCUACGGUUGGGGAAAGGCUCGUCGAUGUCGGUUUUGAUGAGGUCAUGACUCUGUUGGAAUGUAUCUUUUCCUCAAAUGCUCCCUUGACGGACACGUUUUUGAACAGACAAAGUCUCCAAGGUGUGAUGAAGACUUGUGAAACACUAAGUCCAGAUCUGGGGAGAGAAAUAGAUGAAUCAGAAGGAGUAAUAACUUUCAGCGCCAUCGUGAGGAAACAUGACAUGAAGGUUUUAUAUGUUGAAUGUGGAGAAGACUUUGUUGAUCUUUUAUUCUCGUUUCUUGCUGUUCCGCUGGAAUCUGUAAUUAAUGUAUCUGGUGACAGCUCCACUUUUGGGUGCAUUGGAAACCUGUUCAAAAGCUUCAAGGUCUUGAGUGCUACAGAAGUUUCAACAUCCAAAGCCGUGCUCCCUCAUUACUAUACAUGUCAGAAGCAAUUGCUCAAUAUCAUCAUUGAGCAACCUCAGAGCUUUCAUAGAAUCAGCACUAAGGAACCUUUGGCUCUGAUUGAUUCAAAAUCUCAUGGAGGUGAUCAGUCAUCAGGUGGUAGCGGAUUCAUGAAAAGAGACGCAAAGUUUACAGUAUCAGAUGAUCUGAUCAUUACACCGAUGACCUCAAGCUCAGCUAUCUGCAUACUGAAAAAGUUGGAGAGUCGAGCAAAGGAUAUACAGGUGCAAGAAAUACGCAUCAGCAAAAAACAGGUAUAUAUCGAUUGUGGUCAAGAAGAAACAUGUAACGAUUCUCCUAAAUAUUUCGUUUUUUUUUUCUUUAAAUCAGGCAACAAGUUUGUUGAGAGCUUCCUUGGUGACAUCCUCUGCACUGAACGCUGCAUUAUGGAACUCGACUUCGAAGAAACCCAAGCAAGAGACUUGAAGAACCACAUUCUCCAUCUCUUUUACCAUUUCUGCUUGUUUUCUUUUUACCAUUAUUUCCUUGGCUACUAUUGCGAUUAUCUCCUAAAUGCUAGCAACUACAGUUUUAAUUAAAAAAACAUCCUACUUUUUUUGAAAGAAUUAUAAUUCAUGUUAUGUUUAUUUU